Molecule: messenger RNA, 780 nt
Organism: Perkinsus marinus ATCC 50983
Lineage: Eukaryota; Perkinsozoa; Perkinsida; Perkinsidae
Exons: 7
Coding region: 1-780 (259 amino acids)
Source: RefSeq, a predicted model, not a curated record
AUGAACCGUAUGGAUGAGAAUAUGUUCACCAGGAGGCUGGACCAGACCCUCACUAGACGGCUGAGCAAGGCUUAUGAUCCUAACGCUAACGAUGGUACUCUGAGUCCGAGAUCCAGAGCCCAACUGUCGUUGAGAGUUCGGAAUAUGAACAGCAUGUCGAUGAUAGGGUCUAGCUUCCAGGCAAGCGAUGUUCUGCCGUUUGCUGUGUCACCGGCACCUUCAAGCAUCAUUGCUGGCAACCGCGGAGCCCUGGGUUCUUCAGCAGAGGACGAGGAAGAUACAAUUAACAGGCUCACUAAGAGGCACAUACCCUGGGUGGCAUUGGCGAGGGAAGAUGUUCAUCGUACUAAACUGGAGAAGUAUAAUAUGUUCAUAUCGUCUCCAUUGUAUGUGGUCAGCCCGGAUCAGAACCUUACUUUACCCUUCGAGCGGGAUGCAAAGGCCGUCGAUAUCAAGGUCGUGGCUGCCAAGGACAGGCAGACGGCAGUGGUGAGUGUGGGUGGUCGUGGGGAGGCAGAGAGGAACGCCGAGACCUCUGGAAGGCUACUCCGCUGGCAGUUGUGGUAUGAUCCUACUCUCGCGGACCCAUCGGAAGGGCAACCGAAAAGACGGUUGGCUGGUACUGAAGAACAGGUGAUGCUGUAUACCAACUCUCUACCAUUGGCUACUAAUGUGGAGACUGAGUUCUUUGAGAAUGUUGACCUUGUGAGCAGACUACCUUUCUUCCGACGUGUCUUUCCAUGCCUCAUUAGGCCCGCCAUGAUGGCUCUUUCGAACUAG